Musa acuminata AAA Group (dessert banana) is the source of this 1368-nucleotide messenger RNA. RefSeq names its product ethylene-responsive transcription factor 2-like. The record is from RefSeq and is a predicted model, not a curated record. Gene Ontology annotation, biological process: ethylene-activated signaling pathway; regulation of DNA-templated transcription. Bases 204 to 1109 code for a protein of 301 amino acids. The transcript is spliced from 2 exons. NCBI's taxonomy places the organism in Eukaryota, Viridiplantae, Streptophyta, Magnoliopsida, Zingiberales, Musaceae. Gene Ontology annotation, molecular function: DNA binding; DNA-binding transcription factor activity.
GCGGCGACGUUUGACGGUGGCCGAGUCGAGAGACGAUGAGGAGGGCUUGACUCGUCGCCGGGUCAGACUCAUCAUCUCUGCAUCGCAACCACCGUGCGGACUCGCCAUCGUGUUUGCUAAUCCUUCAUCUUAUUGCCUAAAUGAUCCCAUAGUUCUAUCAUUUCCCCAUUGUUCUCUCUUCCAUCAUCUUCCUUCCUUGUUUCAUGUCCAUGGUCCAUAGUACCCACAGGGCUACUCACCUAUGCAACUUGCAGACUGUCGACAAGAAUACUAUCGUUUGGCUCCUACUACCUCAGAUUGAGAUCUCCAAUCCCCCAUGCGCGAGAGUGUCCACCCAAUUCGAGAGGAAAAAGCCAUUUUGGAUAAGACCAAGCAUAUGCUUGAAUUCACCAUAUGAAUUUUUUGAACAACGUCUCUUCUUUCGCUCUGUAAAGCCAUCUCCGGCUCCCGCCACAUCCCAACACCAGAAAGCAGAGGAAGUCUCGCCUGCGACCACGCGCGCCCAGAUGUGUAGCCCCGAGGCCGAGCUCGCCCUCCUAGACUCCAUCCGCCGCCAUCUACCCGGCGACCCCGAACCUGGCCCCUACCACUCCUGCUACCCCGCGCCGGCCUGCCACCGGAGCUGCAGCUUUGGACGCCUCGUCGCCGACCAGUGGUCCGACGGCCUCCCCUUCCGCCUCGACGACCCUGACGAUAUGGUCGUCUACGACGCCCUCGCCGACGCCUUCCGCCACGGAUGGACGCCCUCUUCGGCCGUACCCGUCACUGUUGGCGAGACCCUGGCGGUGAGUGCGGCGCCGGCUCCGGGGAGGCAGUACCGGGGGGUGCGGCGGCGGCCGUGGGGGAAGUUCGCGGCGGAGAUACGGGACCCGGCCAGGAACGGGGCCAGGGUGUGGCUGGGGACGUUCGGCUCCGCGGAGGACGCCGCCCUCGCCUACGACCGCGCCGCCUUCAGGAUGCGCGGCUCCCGCGCGCUGCUCAACUACCCACUGCGGGUCGGGUCGGCGGAGGCCGCGCCGGACUCUAUCACUCCUCCUCUCCUGAUAACUCUCCCUCAGAAAAGACCUCGUCCAAGAGGAGGAAGAAAGGGGCGGCGGCGGCCAUCAUAACGUCGUCUUCUCCAGCUUCGUCCCUCGGUUCGGUUCCGGUAUCAGUUAAGGCACAUGUCGGCAAUCUCUUGGUGAGCUAAGAAGAUGGCAAUAGUAGAAGGAUGUGUGGAUGAAGCCUCGUGGAAAUGUGUUCUUUGCGAAGUAGAAUAAACGCGAAUGCCAUGAGUUGAUGGCUGUGUUUGAUUUGCUGUUCAUUGUUCUUUCUUUCUCUUUUUCCGUGCAAAAACAUUAUAGCAAAUCAACCAUCUUUGUUCAUCGA